AUGAGCGACGACGGCAAGCACAAGCGCUGGUUCCCACUCGAGUCCAAUCCGGAGGUUAUGAACUCAUACGUGGAGAAGAUGGGCUUCCCUACGUCUCAAUUCAGCUUCUGCGACGUGCUAAGCACCGAAGAGUGGGCGCUGGCUAUGGUGCCGACCCCCGUGGUGGGGGUCAUCAUGCUUUUUCCGAUCAAGCCACACACCGAGGAGGCUGACAAGCAGGAGGCAGUCAGGAUCGAGAAGGACGGACAAACAGUGUCUCCCAACGUCUACUACAUGCGGCAGACCGUUGGCAACGCUUGUGGCACGGUGGGAAUUCUGCAUGCCAUCGGCAACAUGCGUCACCUGGUGCAACUAACUCCUGGGAGUUACUUGGACAAGUUUUUCAACAAGACGAAGACAAAGUCACCCGAUGAGAUCGCCCAGUUCCUUGAGGAAGACGACGAGCUGGAGGAAACUCACGGCAGCGCGGCGGAGGCUGGGCAGUCGGAGCAACUGGAGAGCGUGGACGACCCCAUCAACACACACUUUGUCUGCUUCAGCUGCGUGGAUGGCAAUCUGUAUGAGCUCGACGGGCGGAAGAAGCGUCCAAUCAACCACGGACCGUCAAGCCCGGACACUGUGCUACAGGACGCCUGCCAAGUCAUCAAGAAGUUUAUGGCCCGGGAUGAAGGCGAGGUGCGUUUCACCAUCCUGGCACUGGCGAAGACGGCCUCUGAAUGA
This is a messenger RNA of Phytophthora infestans T30-4, 720 nucleotides long. Its product is annotated as ubiquitin carboxyl-terminal hydrolase, putative. The transcript is spliced from 8 exons. The coding region runs from base 1 to 720 and encodes 239 amino acids. The record is from RefSeq and is a predicted model, not a curated record. Gene Ontology annotation, biological process: protein deubiquitination; ubiquitin-dependent protein catabolic process. Gene Ontology annotation, cellular component: cytoplasm. Gene Ontology annotation, molecular function: cysteine-type deubiquitinase activity. NCBI's taxonomy places the organism in Eukaryota, Oomycota, Peronosporomycetes, Peronosporales, Peronosporaceae.